Podarcis lilfordi (Lilford's wall lizard) is the source of this 19061-nucleotide messenger RNA. Lineage: Eukaryota; Metazoa; Chordata; Lepidosauria; Squamata; Lacertidae. The record is from the annotation of a GenBank genome assembly.
CCCGCAUUUGCUUCAGACGUCCCAAUUUUCAUAGGAGAAAUGUUGGGAGAGCUAUGCAUCCCCUGAGCCAUAAGAAACUGUUAGAAGACACCUGAAUAUUAAACGUUAAAAAUGUUUAGUAUUUUGUUUUUAUCUAUGUUGGAAGCUGCCCGGAGUGGCUGGGGUAUAAAUAAUAAAAUGGACUAUUAGUAUUAUGGAAUAGGACGUCCCUAUUUCCAUCGGAGAAAUGUUGGGAGGGUAGGUAUGAACGUUAUGGUUUCUGCACCACAGUUCUGAUGCAUGAGGUUAAGCGACCGGUGGUCCAGCGGGCUCCAUGGCUGAGCGGAGAUUUGUUCCUGGCUCUUCGCGCGAAUAGCAGCGGCAGCGGUAGCAUCACUCCCGUCCUUCUAGCACAUCCCACCCACAUGACUAGCGAAACGAAGCAUUGCAACCGUGUGCACUUGCUCGGGAGGGCGCCCAGCUGCUUUGCUGCUGCUGUUCUCGCGCGUUCUUUCUUCGCUCGCGGACUGUUUUUCAGCGCGGAGAAGGAGGAGGAGGAGAAGAAGAAGAAGAAGAAGACGAGGAGGAGGCGGGCUCAGCCGAGCCGCCUGCCUGCCUGCCUGCCUUUCCCUCCGCCCUUCUGCCGCGAGGCGUGGCUGAGUCUUCCCUUUCGCCAUGAUGAACAAAUGACCUCGCGGGGAAUGAAAUUUAAAUUCCGCAAAGGCGAGAGAGUUCUCUGCUUCGAGCCGGACCCGACCAAGGCGAAGGUGCUCUAUGAUGCCAAGGUGAGGAGGAUUCCUCCGCCGGGAGGGAGGGCGGGCACGCGCGCCUGGCCGUCUCGCCCCCCCCUUCCCGUGCGCGCGCGCGCGGUACCCCCCUCCUCCUAGCAAGCCGCCCAGUAACGGAAGCGGCGGCCUCUUUCUUCGGUGGCGCUUCCGGGUGUUGCAGCUGUUUCCUUUCCCCUCUGGGUGGCGGGGGAGCCCAGCUCUGUUUGGCUGCCCCCCAACCCCGCAACUCACCCUCGCCCCACAGCCAUUUGAGGGAAGAGAGGGGCUUAGGAGCAAAGCAGCUUCCCAUGGGCUCCUCCACCUCGCUUGGACCCAGCUAAAGGGAAACAUAUUAUUGGGGCAUAUAUUAUUUUAUUUUGCUCCAUUGCACAUACCGUUGAACGAGAAAGGAGACAACGCAAAAUAGGCGCCAGUCCUCCUGCUCUCCCCCCCACCCCAGUCUCUUCGUCGUAUUUUGACGCUUUUCUAGUAUAGGUUACCUGGUUACCAGGGGCUGUCCUUUUAAGGGACAACUUGACACACGUGUCUGUGGGGUAACCGCGUGCCAAGUUGGCUGCCCGUGUUCUCUUGAGGGAAGAGGUGGGUCUUACCAGCGCCUGGAGAUUUCUCGGAUCAGGUGCAGGGAAUGUGGGAAAAUUGUCCCCACUUCUUAAAAGACAAUACAGACCACCCUGUUUACUACGGGCUGGCUCUAUUCUGUAGCUGUAGAACAACCCUAACCAUAUCAGCUUAGAAGUAAGCCAUACCGAGUUCAGCGGGGCUUAUUCCCAGGUAAACGGAGAUUGCAUUUUAUGGCCUGGUCUGUUCACCGAAUAUUAUCAGCUCAAGCUGCUGCAAAGGUUAUAUAGAAGGCUGCAGUUGUGCCUUUCUGCACAGCAAGGCCAAUUCCAUUGUUCUCCAUAGGAGAGAAAGGCCUUCCCAAUGACUUCUUAGCUGUGGGCUUCCUAUGAGAAAGCUGGUUUAUUUUGGCAACACUAGAAACAAAUAUCUCACUUCCAUGCUAAUUUACUUGGAAGUAAUAUUUAUCCAAGUGUUACAUAUUCUUAAAAGCCACAUGUGGAAAUCGCUUCUAUGUAGUAAAUGGCAUGUAACUCAAGUUCAGUUUAUUCACUGACUGCAGAGGCACUGGACAGCAUGACCCUUUGCAGCUAACCAGAGUGUGGUACUUGGGUGUUCAGGCAGAAAAACAAAACUGCUUCAUGCAUUUUGUAAUGUUUGAACUGGACCCAAGUUUGGACAAUGAAGGCACUACCAACUUUUUAGCAUGGUUGGAUUUGUUGUAUACGUAUUCAAUACGGACUUUCUACACCCUCCCCAUGCAUUGAAAAUCAAAGACCUUUAAUAAAAGGGCAUAGCAUAAAUAAUCUUGUUUAUAGUGAAUGAGAACUGCUUUUUUAAAAAAAAAAUACUUUGUUUUAUAGUAAUAUUUAUAAGCUAUAAAUAUUACUAUAUUUAUAGCUUGUAUAAAACAUUUAAGGUAAUCUAUAUAUUGAAACAAACUGGUAGGAUAAUUCUUUGCCUUCUACCUAGCAGUUUAUGAGAGGUUUCUUCGAUGUGUAGGCCUGAAAACAAUAUAUUUGGCUGUAAUCUCAAGCAUAUUUGAAACCAUUUCAAAUGCUUGAAAAUUAUAUUGCAAAAUAGCUCAGGACUGCAGCUUAAUACUGAAUACAUUGACGGCAAAUCCCUGGUAUGUACACCAGAUCCUUCCAAUUCCUGUUAGUCCAAACCAGAUUAUGCAGCCAAAUUUUGUGUAUACUGUAUUUAGUUGGAAGUGAGCCUUGGUGAAAGAUAUGUAGACUCGUGUGCUUAGGAUUGUAGCCAUAAACUCUAUAGGGAACUGCAAAGGAAAUAACUGGAAAAACUGUUAUAUUGCUUUUAUACUCUGCAGCCUAAUCUUAUGCAGAGUUCGUCACAUCUAAGUCCUUGAAAUCAAAGGGCUUUAGUAUACUUAACCCUGCAUAUUGUUGUGGUGGUAUUUCCCCCCCUGUUUUGUGGCUUUUGAAUGGAAUUCAUUUGCUUUUUAAAAUGGAUCUUCAGUGGCAGGCACACUGUUCAGCAAAACGCCUGCCAAGCUAGCUGCACCUGUCACCACCUUUGUUUCCCAGAGUGCGUCUAGUUCAGGCACCCUGGAAAACAAAGAUGGUAGCAGGUGAAUAUAGCUAGAGUCAGCUCAGGAGUUUCACUGCAGCUACAACAGGACAGAGAAACUAUUGCCCUACAUGAUGCCACCUGGUAAGGGGAUGGGGGGGGGAAGCAGAGUGAAACUAGCAUUUACCUUGCUAUUAUUUCUUUACACAAACACCCCCACCCCCUUGCCAAGCUGGUGUCGGGAAAAGCAGGGUUGUUUUCUUUUUAAUUUAUUUUUUAAAAGGUGUGAGCAGACUCCAUCACUUGUCUGAAUAGCACACCAUUGUGUGCUAUCUGGUGAGUCGGGGGUGACAGCAGGCUGGGCAGUUUCCCUCAUCCCAGCUUGCCAGAUGGUGUAUCAGAAAGGGAGAAGAUUAUUUCUUUGUUGUAAAAAAAAGGAAAAGAAAAAUAAGUUCUGAUUAAAGGAAAGGAGGGUCAAUUCUUGAUGACACCUGAUGGGGGUGGGGUGGGGGGAGCACCAGGACGAGGGUAGUGUGGAGUGUGGGGGGGUUUGACAGCUCCCAUAGGAAGUGAUGAUGGAGAAGAGUUUCAGCACACGGUGGUGCAGAAGCAAACAGCCACAGUAUGCACAAUCAGGUUCUUCCUCUUUUCUGCAUUGGUUUCCUCACUCAGUCUUCUCUCCUCUGUUUAUGACAAGUGCCUGAUUGACUUUGAUCUGCAAAUGUUUUGCCCAUCACAGCCCUAUUUUCAAAACACCCCUGGCACAAGUUUCAUAGAUCUGGUAACAGUGUUAGAAACUGAGAUAUGAAAGCUAGGAGCUAAAUGGCACCUUAAACCUAGGUUUAACAGAAUGUCUAGGCAUGCUUUUUAAAAAUAACAAUAAUACAAAGCUGAAAAUGAAUGAACUGCAGCUAAAAUAUUACGUUCAUUUUUCACAUGGUCUAGUCCUUCCCCUGCCCACUCCUAAUAUUCUUAAGAGGGUCUCUUCUCCAGUCAUCAGAGAGUAGCUGGACGUACAGAGGCAGAAAAGGCCCUCUUUUCUUUCCACUCUGCAGUUUUAAUCUGAAAUCUUAGGUGCAGUACUGCGCCCAGAGCUCAGAAACUGCUCGCACUAAUGAAAUUCCCUGUCACAAAAUGCACCUAGAACAAUGGGCGUUUCAAACAAUGUCUGGCAAUACUGGUUAUUAAUAAAGCUACCAUCUUCUAUUCCCAUUUUCCUGGGAGCAAGACCCAUUAAACUCAAUGGCAUGUUUUGAAUUGUACUGUUAAGGCUGGAAAAGUACAAAGGUGUGAAACAAUGUCAAGGUGUUUGCUUUGUUUUUACUCAGUUCAGUGGGAAGUGGGGGAAGAAGCAGAGUGGCCAGGAUGGUGCAGGUGAGAGACAGACUACAGUGGCAUAGGGCUCCCAGAUGAUGUCCAGCCCAGGGUUUCCUCAUAUUGUAUGUAGCAGCACCACUGGCUACACUCACCAGUUACAUUCUGCCUACUCCCUCGGCAAAAACUGCAGUUCCUAAGUGCAGGUGUCUGCGGUUUCUUCUGCAGGAUUUGAAUACAGCACAAGUUCCUUUCUUAGUAUGGGCUAGAAAUCCAGUCUCUGAAGUGUUGUGACAAAUAGCAAUUGGUGCUCCAUCCUCAAAACAAAUAAUGCAUUUGAAAAGAGAGCCGCUCAACAAUUCCCUACACAUUCUCAGACACUAAAUGUAUUGUCUCUGGGUGGUAUUCUUGGCUUGGUUCCCCAACUCCUUUCUGAGACAGCAGUACUAUUGCCUUCACAUAUGAUAUUGUCUGUAAGCCUUCAAAAUAAACAAGCUUACUUGGAAAUGAAACUAAUUCUCUUGGUCUGAAGUACGAACCUGUAGAAUCUCUUCCCAUGUUUAUAUAAUAAUGCACAAAUGUUUAUAAUUUCAGAUUGUUGACAUUGUUAUUGGAAAGGAUGAGAAAGGAAGAAAGAUUCCAGAAUAUCUGAUCCAUUUUAAUGGUUGGAACCGAAGGUGAGGAUGUAUUUAGUGCAUUGUGCAUAGUGCUGCAAGUUCUUUUAAUAAUUCACGAAUAAAUAAAAUGUCAAAUAAUCACACCUUUGCAGGGAUUGGUACCUGUAAUGCCCUCCUGAAAGUCAGUCAGCAGUUUUAAUCAUGCUUAUCUUGAAAUAAAUGUCACUAAAAUUGGACUUGCUCCUGAAUAACGAUGUCCAUGGCCAGAUUGUGAGGACCUGCCAUCAGUGUAAGCGGAGGCAUGCCAACUUAACUGCUUUGUGCAAUAUUUUGUGCAUCCACUCAUACAAAAAAUGUAUGCAUGAUCUCACUAACUUGGCUAUCAAACUAAAAACCAACAUUAACUAAAUCCCAAUUAGCCUUUUAAUUAUGAACUGACCUGAAAUCAUAUGUAUUGUUUCAAAUACUACUUCCUACUGUACUACUGUAAUCUUAUAUUCUCAUGCUUUUUUUUUUUUAAUACUCAGUUGGGACAGAUGGGCAGCUGAAGAUCAUGUUCUUCGUGACUCUGAUGAAAACCGCAGAUUACAACGUAGAUUGGCAAGGAAAGCUGUGGCUCGCAUGUAAGGAUCAAACAAAGUUUGCACCAAUAGUAAUAUCUGUUAAAUGCAUACUCCUUUUACAUACAAUUGUGACUUUAUACCUGCUGAGGUAGAUGUAGCUAUUCUGUACUUCCAGGUGAUUUUUUUUACUAAGCUUUUCACUAAACUCUUUUUAGCACAUUUGGUGGAAGUCCAUCUGUUCUCAUUGGGAAUUCUUAAAAGGAAAAAAGCUCCAAAAGCUAAAAUUCUUAAAACGUCCUAUCCCUAGUAGUCAGAACAGUUGUGAUGGGUGACAGGCUUAUUAGUGCUUUGCCCUAUGCUUUUUUUAUUAAUUCUGCCCCUCUUUUGUGAUUUAUUUAGCUAUAGCUAAUUUUUUUAAGCAAUACCUUUUGUUUUCAUGAGAGAAGCCGCAUAGCUAUAUAGGUGAAGGACCCCACCCCCCAGCAAUAGCGGGAGCUACUGCUUUUAUAGCUUGCUAUUCUCCUUGGUAGUGAGAAAAGGCACCAGCAAACCAGUCUCAGUCUUCUCUCAACCCAUUGCUGCAGUAGUCCUUAAAAAACUAGAAUUGAAACUCCAGGAUCAAAUCAUAGCUUCUGCUUUACAUGGCAAGCACUAAUCAUAGUUAACCGGUUUGGGUGAAUGAGUAAACUAUGGUUUACUGCCAGCAAGGGAGGGGAUUGCAGCACACCAGGAAAGGAGGAAGCAUAUGAUAAUAACAAUAAUCUGCCAAGGCUUUUUUGUGUAGCAACAACCUAUAGCUAGCACUAUAUAUGCAUCAGUACCUAUGUCUUUGAAUCUGUUCAUGUUCAGGGGAAUGGCAAAACACAGGCAUAUCCUGAAGAUUUAUGUUUGUAUGGUAUUUUUGUACUCUUACUGCUUUAAGUAAAACAACAAAAUGUUAGGUUGAAUGGUAGGCUUUCUUAAAUUUCUUUUAGGAGAAGAAAAGGAAAGAAAGGGCGUUGCAGACUGCCUGGUGUUGAUUCUGUAUUGAAGAUCCUUCCUGCUGAAGAGAAUGAUAAAAGCAGUGAAAAAUGUAAGUUUGGUGUCUGUUUUCUCUGCUUAUGAUUGAACUGUCUAUUUUAAGUAUUUAUAUAUCAACUUUAUCAGCACAAAAAGAUUGCUCUCUAGUCCUAAGAAGCUUACAGCCUUAAGCUAAUAAGGGAAAGGAGGGAGAAAACAGAAGGUGCAGCUUGACUAUCAGUUAAACUUCACAUGUAAGUCUUAUGUACAGGAAAACUUAAACUAUUAUUGGUUUGAAUUGCUUUUUGUUGAUGAUAGUGUAUGUCCUUCUAAAAAGUACAUUCACCUGUAAGGAAUUUGGCAAUACUUCUGAGUUCAGGUUUGGAAAUGAACAUAUUUGGGAUUGGAAUGGAACCGUAGCCUUAAAAGCACAUCAAAUAUUUAAGCUUUUCAACACUGGUAGUGGUAAUUAGGAAGGUUUACCAUACAUUCUGCUUGUUCUGACACUUCAGCAAUUAGAACUCUUCAGAAUCUCUGUUGGGUAAUGUCCAACUUAUUGUUCCUUGUGAAACCAAUUUAUUUUCUGUAAAUUUCCAAUUACUGAAGCAUUGUACUAAGGAGUUUCCCAAUUACAGUUAUUUUUCACUGAUAUUAAGAAACCUUCCACAUUUUGUGAUGAAUGAAUGAAACUUUAUUUGCGUCAGCCAUCGGCCAUAGCAACAAAAAACAUUGUGAUAUACACAGAACAAAAUAAAAGUCGAUUAUAUAAAACACAGUUUGUGAUGUGUUUAAAUGUGUUUAAUUAGUUAAAAGGAAGAUUGAUAAAGUUUUUAAAUAGGCAGAUAAAUCUAGCUUGAGGAUUACCGGUACAUCUCCUUUUGUCAAAUGAAGUGAGUGGGUAAGUGUGCUAAAUGUCAAAGGUAACUCAUUUUUUCUUAUACAGCUAUAAGUAGUUCUUCUUCUGAUGACAGUGAUGAAGGCACAGAUGAAGAAAUAAAGAGUGAAGAAAGUGACGUGGAUGAAAAAAUAGAAAUGGUAUGCCAAUACAGCUAUCUUGACCAACAAAUAAAUAUACACCAUAAAAUACUUCAUGGGCAACAAUCAGAAUUUUCUGGGUACCAAGUGUCUUACUCGCAAAAGAUUAGCUUAAUGUUUGCAUACAAUGUAAAAACAUAGUACUAUGUACCCUAUGAUUUUUGUCACUGGUAUAUCUCGGCAGACCAGUGAUGGUAACCUUGGACACAUGAACCUAGUUCUUCCCAAGCUAUGCCCAUUAAAUAUAUACCACUUAAUAUUUCACAAAUUGCUAAUAUCCAAGCAAGCUCCAAUGGGACCCGGGAGCUCCACUCGGGAGCUGAUUCCUGCCGCAUUGAAUUCAAGCCAGUCCAGAAAGGAAAAAAUCAAAUCUGAUGUCAGGUGGCUGAGAAGUGGGUGGUUCCAUCUGUAAAAGUGACUCAUGAGGGUUGGAGAACAUCAGGAUCUGGCCCAUUGUUUGGAUCCACUUUCCCAUUUUUGUAGUAUACCAUAUAACUCCAGAAUUGUUUUUCACACUGAUCAUGGAGGCGUAUUGUUUCAAAGUACAACCUAAAUGUAAUGUGACUUGCUCUCAAAAUAAUGAGUGAUGUUACAUUUUAAAAAAAAUGUUAUAAAUGACAUUAACAUUUCUAUGCAAAAAAAAAUGUUACUGCGCAGUUGUUUUAAGUGGGUGAUGCAGCUAAGUCAUAUGUGGAGUAAUUAGUGGACAUAAGUUGGUUAUGAUUAACUUUAGCUAGCUACUAGCAUCAGUCCUGGUUCGUAUGUUAUAAAUAAUUCCAAUGUUUCUCUCUAUGUAAUUUACCGGUACAAUGUAUGAAAAGACUUUUAAAAAUCUUAUAUGUAUUUGUACAGAAAGAAGAGCAAGAGACUCAUACUAAACGGGACAUGGAAGAAAGAGCAAUAAACAUUGAAAUUCCUGAAAUCUUGAAAAAAAAGCUUGAAGAAGAUUGUUACUAUAUUAAUAGGAGAAAACGGGUAUGAAUAACUUAAUUAAAUGAAGAUGUUUGAAAGCACUUAUAUCAAAUUCUUGUAUUCAGAAGACUGAACCAUUUUAGUUGUUUGUUUCAUAAGCUCUAUGGAAGUUAGUGAAAGAGUUCUGGAUUGAUGAUGAAUAACUAAUUUAUAAUGCAGAAGGAGUAAUUUUAAAAAUAACCCGAAUUCUGCAAGAGUAUUAUUUCUGACCACUUCUUCCAUGCUAUCCCAGAGGGAGGUUAUAGCCUAAGGAAAGUACGUUUUGUGCUGCUAAGCUCUGGAGCUCUGAGAGGCAAUAUGAUAGCCAUCUUCAAGUAUCAGAAGGGCUGUCACAUGGAAAAUGGAACAAGCUUGUUUUCUGUUGCUUCAGACAGUAGGACCCAAACCAAUGGAUUCAAAUUAUGUGCUGGGGUAUAUGUAAAAAAGGUAAAGGGACCCCUGACCGUUAGGUCCAGUCGUGACCGACUCUGGGGUUGCGGUGCUCAUUUCGCUUUAUUGGCUGAGGGAGCCGGCAUACAGCUUCCAGGUCAUGUGGCCACAUGACUAAGCCGCUUCUGGCGAACCAGAGCAGCGCACAGAAACGCCGUUUACCUUCCCGCCAGAGCGGUACCUAUUUAUCUACUUGCACUUUGACGUGCUUUCGAACUGCUAGGUUGGCAGGAGCAGGGACCGAGCAACGGGAGCUCACCCCGUCGCGGGGAUUCGAACCACUGACCUUCUGAUCGGCAAGCCCUAGGCUCUGUGGUUUAACCCACAGCGCCCUGGCACAUAUAAGUAAAAUGAGUAUAGGUUUUAUUGGUGUACAGUAGGUAGCUGGUGCUACUGGAAUUUCUAUGGCUGCUUUACUCUCCAAACAGAGAAAGCUGGAUGCAAGUUUCUCUUGUACACUUUAUUUUUCUGAGUUCAGGCUUGUCUACUUAAAUGUGUAUUUCAAAAGAAUGGUGGUAAGCAGAUCUCAGAUGUCAUGAACUUUUAUUAUGUUGUUGCAUAAAUAUUUGCUUCAAUUUGGCCAUUGAUUGAUUCAUCUAGCUGGUGAAACUGCCAUGUCAGACAAAUAUAAUAACCAUCUUGGAAUCGUACGUGAAGCAUUUUGCCAUCAAUGCAGCUUUUUCAGCCAAUGAAAGAUCACGGCACCAUCAGAUGUCUUCACACACCAACUUGAAUCUGCACUAUAUCCCACCAGAAAAGAAGUAAGUAAGCACUUUUUUGUUUUAUGUACAGUGGUGCCUCGCAAGACGAAAUUAAUCCGUUCCGCGAGUCUCUUCGUCUUGCGGUUUUUUCGUCUUGCGAAGCACGGCUAUUAGCGGCUUAGCGGCUAUUAGCGGCUUAGCGGCUAUUAACGGCUUAUUGGCUUUAAGAAAAGGAAACAAACUCGCAAGAACUCGCAAGACGUUUCGUCUUGCAAAGCAAGCCCAUAGGGAAAUUCGUCUUGCGGAACGACUCAAAAAACGGAAAACUCUUUCAUCUAGCGAGUUUUUCGUCUUGCGAGGCAUUCGUCUUGCGGGGCACCACUGUAUCUAAAGUAUCGUGCUUGAAAUGAAGGCAUAAGUUUUCAAAGCGGUAUGUGCUCACUUGCUGUAAAUGAACUCUGUCAUUCUGAGGAUAAAGUGAAAGGUUAGCUGACACAAGCAAAUCAUAAUGCUUGAAAAUGCAAUAUGAAGAUGGAUCUCGUUGAGCUGUAAAGGCCAUUGUAGGAGCUGUUAAAAUUACCUUCCUAGUGGGGGUAAUGUAGAUACAACUUAAGGAAUUGGUUUGGGCGCGUUUUGUCUUGGAAGUAAAAGGCAAUUGGUUUUUAAAUAGAGAUAUGUUUGGCAGUCCUUUUAGUAUCAACCUCAUUUUCUGUCCCUGAGCAUAAUCUCCAAAAUUUAAGGUUCCCUAAAUGGCAGCUCUCAGGAAACACCAGGUACAUAUAGAGCCUUUUCUGUAUGUCAUUUAUGUUUAUAUAAAGUCAUCUUGUAUAGUUAAGAUAGUAAGCAGAGUGAAGAUGUAGCAGAGGGUUUAAAUCUUCACUGUGUUAUUUAAAGGGUGUUUGGUGUUUUGCGUGUUUGUUGAUUUGGUUGUUUACCAAGUCAUAAUAUCUAAAUGCACUUUCCCUCACCAGAUACAUCUCUUGCAAGAAGAAAGAUAAUAUCAAAACAGAUGUUUCAUGCUAGUAGUCCAAAUUCUAAACUCAAACAAUAAGUUUUAAGUUGUUUCCAAAACCUUCUAAGCUCACUGCUCGCCUCAAAUGACCUCACCUCUCUGCCUGCCAGCAGUACAUAACUCAUCCUGUCCCUAAGAUCUAUGUGAGUUUUUUCCAGUCCUACUUUGACUUCCCCUGCCGUCACCCCUUUCCCUCAAGUCUGUUUAUUCUCAGCAUAUGAUCUACUCUUCCCCUUCCUUCAGCAACCAUUUUUCUGAGCCCUCUUUUCAUAAUUUCAGCUUCCUAGACCUUAGAUUUCUGGCUUCCCCAAACAGCCUGCUAUUUUCUUCCCACACUGCGUAAAGAAUAUUUUCACCUGACAAAGUGUUUGGUUUGGUUCAGUUACAGUGUUGUAUCUUUGUCCUUGCUUGCUUCAUAUACUUUCACACCCUUUAUACUUGUGAUAAUGUGACACAGUUGUUUCUACAAUGUAUGUUGGCUACUCUGUUUAAUGGGGAAUUGACUUUCUGUGAAUCUGACUUUCUAUUGUCAGCAUCAUCCCUGUGCAGCUCAGUCAGUGGGUGAGGAGUAGAGGAUCACUACUAACUGGUCAGUUUUCAGCUUCUUCUGCAAGACUUCAGAGAUACAAUCCCCAGCUUCCAGCCUGGGGCUUGUGAUAGCUUAGAGAAGCUCUGGCCAGUUCAUAAACACACUGAAACAUCGAUGAAUCCAGCUCUUCUCCAGAGCUUUGGGGUGGGAAAGGGAAGGGAAUUCUCCUCAGUCUCAUGGUGUGCUUCAGAAGCACUCCCAUGUGGCGUGAUGCGAGACCCAUCCAUUCCUCCACAGGGGAAGAACCUUGGUGACUUCAAAUUUUGGCUGGCUAUCAAGGAAGGCAUUCCAAAAUUUGUGGACCUGCACUCAAGAAGCGCAAAUGUUCAUGACUUUGUGCUCUUGCGUGUCAAGGCCCAUGACCACGCAGUUCCCUAGAGUUCAAAUAACUUAAAAUGUACAUUCACUUACAAUUUCUCUUAAAAUUGUCUGUCUUAUGACAUGUUAACAUAUACAUAUUUAGUUAAUUAUAGAAAAUAUUUAUGCAUUUCUUUUGCAACCUUAACUUUCUAGUGUUGAAUUGUGUAAAGAAAUGGUGGAUGGGCUAAGAAUAACAUUCGACUUCACUCUUCCUCUGAUUCUUCUGUAUCCCUAUGAGCAAGCACAGUUUAAGAAGGUGACUUCCUCCAAAUUUUUUCUUCCAAUCAAAGAGAGUGUAGCAAACACUAACAGGUAGGUUUGGUGCUUCUUUUUUUCCUCUUCUCUAGAGUAUAAUUUAAGUAGAUGGUGUAACUGCAGUGCGUUUAACCUUUGCUUGCUUUUUGUGAUAGUGAGAUUGGUUUCCAGUAGGCUAAGAACAAGUAGAAGAAAGUAGUUUUGAAAAACACGGAAGUCACAUAGUUACUAUAGCUAAUACUUUUUUGCAUAACAUACACUUGCAUCGGUAAGUGCUUAACACUUUACUGCACUUUUAUUUUUCUCUUUCUUCAGAAAUCAAGAAGAGCUUUCCCCAAGCCCACCACUUCUGAACCCAUCGACUCCCCAGUCCACGGACAGUCAGCCUGUGACGGGAGAGUCAGUAACACCAAAACGCCGAAAAACCGAACCUGAAAUACUGCAGUCCCUAAGGCGCUCCACACGUCACACAUCCAACUGUGACAGAUUGUCGGAAAGCAGUUCUUCACCACAACCAAAACGACGGAACAUUGAGGCUCCUACGUCAAUGCCAAAAUUGUUUUUGCACCUUGAAAAGAGUAUGUCGUUGUAGCAAGGUGGAGAAAUUAUUUAGUGGGGGCAGGGGGAGACACCAUUUUGUUGUAAACAUUAUUUAUCAUCUGUUACUUUUUAAGAAGUAGGGAAGGACAUUUGACAUGUGCAUGCUGAGUGUUAUACUAGUCGUGGAAGAAACGUAGGUACUGGUGGCACCGAAGCCUUUCCCUCUGGGUAGGUAGCAGGUAUCUUAAGCUUGGGUGCAUAUAAUUUCAACUGCCUUCACUACCCACUCUGCUUAAAUAGACUUGCGUCAAACAUAGAAUAAAGCCCAGAAUAAUCAGCCUUUGACUGAUUAAUGUUCUAUGCCCUUUUAAAUAUGUUCAUGGGAUGGGUUAUUGGUGUGUUCUUGUUCUUGUUUUUAUUAUGUAUUUUGUGUUCUCGUUUUGUAUUUUUAUGUUGUGAACCGCCUUGUGAUCUUCCGAUGAAGGGCAGUAUACAAGUUUAAUAAAUAACAAAAAUAAUAAAUCAUGCAUUAAUUUGGUUGCAUCAAGUUCAUUUGAAUAAAAGUUCUGUUCCUGAUGCAUCAGUGAAUAAUAUAGCUCUCUGCUUUUCUUUUGAAGAAACUCCUGUCCACAGUGGGUCAUCGUCACCCAUCACGUUGACUCCUAGCAAAGAGGGUGGGGCAGUAUUUGCUGGUUUUGAAGGCAGAAGAAACAAUGAAUUAAACGAGGUAAGCUCUUAGUCUUAGCAGGUUCCUAAGAUUAAAUUAUGUUAAAAGAGCCAAAUUUAGCUGGGAACCCAAGUUGUCCUUAGUCUCUUUCGAAAAAGAAUAGCUGCACCUGCAAAUGUACACAUGGCUCCCACUUUGCUGCUUCCCUAGCAUGAGCGGAAACAAUAAACCACAAUCUCUGAGUUCCAGACCAGAUUAUUGUGUCCAAACAGACUUUAUGGCUUGUUUCUCUCCAAACAAAACAUAGCAUAGAGCCAAGGUUUGCUCUUGAAUUACUAAUUGUGGUUUGUUUGAGCAAAACAAGCUGAGAUCCCUGGUUCAGAUGUCAUUUGAAGCAGGGAUUGUGGUUUGUUGUUCCCACUGAUGCUAGGUGAGGAACACAGGGAGACAGAGAUCUACAUUAAUGAUAAACCAUUAAUUAUGGUUUAUUGUGGUGUAUGAGCUGGGCCUAUAUAAUCUCUUGGGGAUAUUAUUAUGGACCAUGCUUUGAUGUAUUCUUAAAUGUGCUAAUUUUAUGUUUAGGUGUUGUCAUGGAAACUUAUGCCAGAGAGCUAUCCCCCAGGUGAUCAGCCACCACCGCCUUCUUACAUUUAUGGAUCUCAACAUUUGCUACGCAUGUUUGGUAAAAUACAUUUUUCACUUUGAAAAUAGAUUAUGUAUAGUGCUAAGGUCCUAUACACAGUUACUUGGGUGUAAAUAACGCUUUGGCCCAGUGAAGUUUGGAUUGGAUUUCCACAGUAACACUUCCAAAUAAGCAAUUUGAGCUCUUGAGAGAAUCUGAGUUUCUCUUUUAGGUAUUCUCCCAUAUCCAGAUAUACUUUAUCUACUCCAUCUUCAGACCCUGGUGCAAGAAUUCAAAUACUGAGUGCUUCCUGUUAAACUAGUAUUAUGUUUGUUCAAACUGGGUGCUAACAUGGGAACCCAGCUAGUUCAUUUCUACUAACUGUUGUGCUGGGGGAGAAAUAAGGAUGGGAUACAGUGGCUGUUGUUUUAAGCAUCACAUGUAUUUUGGGGGGCUGCUUUGUUGAGGGUCACUACAGAUGCACCUGAACUGUCACUCGUUGAAGUGUUACGAAAAGCUGGUAGUACAGCUCCAAACUGGAGGACAAGCUAUUUUAGCAAUCAAGUUGAGCUGCGUAUCCUUGCAGCAUAUUUCUCAUUUGAUUUAAGUACUUUUAUUAACACAUUAUUUGUUCCACAAAUAAUAAACAAAUCACUUGUCCAAUUAACUAGAGGCACCUCUUGACUUGAUCUAGUUGUUUCGAAUUCUGAAGAACAGCAUAGCAGAGCACAUUUACUAUCUUCGUCAGAAACUGUUACAGGCUGAGCCACAAGCCAUUCUGUAUGCCUUGAGGAUCAAUAUACCUUUACAAAUGGAAGAAAACCACCAGAGUAUUCUAUACUCAUGGAAUAUUGUAUUGAGCAGUGGGAAACUUACCGUAUUUUUUGCUCUAUAAGACUCACUUUUUCCCUCCUAAAAAGUAAGGGGAAAUGUGUGUGCGUCUUAUGGAGCCAAUGCAGGCUGCGCAGCUAUCCCAGAAGCCAGAACAGCAAGAGGGAUUGCUGCUUUCACUGCACAGCGAUCCCUCUUGCUGUUCUGGCUUCUGAGAUUCAGAAUAUUUUUUUCUUGUUUUCCUCCUCCAAAAACUAGGUGCGUCUUGUGGUCUGGUGUGUCUUAUAGAGCGAAAAAUACGGUAACUAAACUUUAAAAAUUCACAUUUUUUUUGUCUUUAGACAGUUGCAUAGAAACUGAUUAAAAAUUAACUAUGAUAUUGUUUUUUCCCCAUUUUGCUUCUACAGUAAAGCUUCCAGAGAUACUUGGGAAGAUGAGCUUUCCUGACAAAAACCUAAAGGCAUUAGUAAAGCACUUUGAGUUGUUCCUAAGGUAACUUGACCGUGAAUUAUAGAAAGUCUUUAAGUCUAAAUGUUCAAGGGCACCUAGUAACUGCAAGAGCAAUCAUUUUAAUAAUGGAAGAGUCCUGUGCUAUGUGACUGUUUAGCUUAAUCUGUAAGAAAAGUGAGAGGGUGUGCCCAAGAAGUUAACUCUACCUUCACAAAGGGCUUCCUGUUAACGUUUUAUAUAACAAGAAGCUGACACGUUGUUUGAUUUGUGUAUCCUCUGAUUGCACUUGUGAAGUGAAGUGGGAGCUUUGGUGAGGAGUGCUUUAGAUGCACAACAGGAUGUGCAUGAUCACGCUAUACCUGCAUUGCAUGAUGUCCAAUGCUGUCCUUAGCAUCCAUUCCUGAUACACCAGUGCUUCAGAUUGGUCUACCAUCUAUGCGGUGCACACACAGUUGCCAUUCAGAAUUGAUAUUUGUUCAUUAUAUAGAACACUGAAUUAGCAUUUCUGCCGUAUAAUACUAACUUGAUCAUUUUUCUGAUUUGAGUUUGUAGCUAGUCUUAUUUGUAGGAGGAGUAGGCACUGUGGAAUUCAACUUGCAAUAAUGAUAUGUGACCACUAGUCUGUACCAAUAUGCAGCUAAUACAGUGCCAGGCAACAUUAGCUAUAAUACAUAACUGAGAGGCUGCAAGUAUAUUCAGUUAAGCCUUAGUUAGAGAAACUGGAGUAUUUUUAGGCUGUAACCCUCUGCCCAGUUACUUGGGAGUAAGCCCCAUUAGACCCAGUGGGCUUACUUCUUAGUCGACAAGUGUAGGAUAGUAUCGUCAGAAGCUGUAACUGAGAGAUGACGUAAAAUCAGUUCCAAAAAAAAGGAGCUUUAUUUUUAUUUCUCGCACUGCAGCAUGAAACCAUCAUAGAACACAUGUCUGGCUCAGUCCCUGCAAUCUCCAGUUGGGCUGGGAAGGAUUUCUGCCACUUCCAUUCUGUGUCAAUGGAUUAAAGGGCUCUGCAUGAGGCAGCUUUAGUGGCCUAUGAAAGUGAGAUUGCUGCUCCUACGUAUGCCAAAAAGUAGAGCUGUGUAGAACAAACCUCACUGUUGGCACACCUACCAGUCCAGUUUUUCAUCCUCCCUGCUCAGAGAAGGCAGCUCCGUAAACACUCUUUUUAUUAUUUGAAAACAAUAUUUCCCACCUUCUGUUCUUCUCUCUAUCCUUGUGAUUUGAGAGAGAAACCGUGAGGACACAGUGGAGGUGGCACCAUGUCCUGUGGAGAGCCUAGCACUCUGUUGAUCCCUCAGAGGAGAGAGAGGGCAAAGAGUGUUCGUUGUAAGCAUAUUGCAGAUUCAAGGAGAACACCAAAGGGUUAAAUUAAAACCUUUUCAUGUGUAUUGCAAGUGACAUUCUAAUGUCCUUGGGAAUUCAAAAAGCAAAAGGUUACAACAACAAAUAACUGUGCAUGUUCAGUGAUAGUAGACUUUAGCUUCUUAAUCUCAGAAACCAUGCAGAUUGCACAGGAAAUAUAAAUUGUAACAUGUCUCUGAAUUACAAAAAUACUUGACUAAGUCAGCAAAUAAUACAUUAGAGAAUUACAAGCUCACCAAAUUUGAGUUGUGAACUGACUAAUUUUGAUCUUCAGCAUCAUCGCUGGAAAUGUGGCAAAAAGACUCCAAAAUCCUGAAGGUGUGACUCCCAUUAAGGAAUUUGAUUUUUGUAAUAUUCAGUGUUGGAUGUUUGAAAAAUUACCUAUGUAGGUAUGUUAAAGAAUUACAGAACUGUUAAUACAUAUUCUGAUUUUCCAGGUUUUUGGCAGAAUACCAUGACGACUUUUUCCCAGAAUCAUCUUAUGUCGCUGCCUGUGAGGCCUACUAUAGUACAAAAAAUCCACGAGCCAUCUACUGAAGCAGUCCAUAUUGAUAUAACCAACUGUACAUACUCCAUGGCUACUACUUUACUUCACUACUCCAAGAGAAAAAUCAAAAUACAUUGUUGUAAUAUUACAAAGGGAGUUCCUCUAAGUCAUUCUUUUGAUAUAAGAGAAUCACAUUUCAUUUCAGAGGUAUGCUGACAUUGCAUUCUAGCACUAGAUAACCUUCACUUCUAGAUAAAAGAAGCUCUGCAUUGACUGCGGAUGCAUAGAACUGCAUACCAAUAAAGCGAGGAAAAGGAAUAGAUGCGUUAGAACAGACUUCACGAGAACCAACCAUGCUGCGUUCCACUUUAACAUAAGCUUGCUUCACCUUGAAUUCCCGGAACACCACCUCCAUUUAAGGCGAAUCUAGGAGUGACUAUUGUACAAGUUUUUCUCAUUUGGAAUUUAUAACUCAUUACAUGAAGCUAUUUUGACAUAAAUCGAUAUUUAUAGAAGAAAGAAUAAGCAAGUGUUGUGUUAGCAUGAUCUCAGCUUCAAGAUUUCUGUGGUUAUGGGGGGAGGAGGAACCCAGGAUUGCUUUUAAGGAUGCAUUUACAUUUUCCCACGGUAGGUGUGUUGGCAAUGCCUGAAUAGCUUGGAUUUGGAUUAAUACACCCCAUACGUAAUUUGAAUUGCUUUGGUGAUUUUUUAUUUUUUUUGUCAGCAAUUGUUAAGAACAGGGUGUACUUGUUCUUGGGAAUGAAGAAUGCCAGUGACAAUUACUUUGGCAAGAGUUCUGAAAACCAACAGUGGCUGCUAAAUGAACCUCUGAUAUGGGUUGUUCAGCUUGAGAUGCAGAUUUUGUUUAGAUUAGUUUAGGAGUAUGUGUGCUGCUACAUAGGUAGAGAUCUGGACAUACAGUUGCCUGCUGGCGUUAUCUUAAUGUGGUAACUGUGAUGAUAUAUAAAUGAAAUAGAUCUUGUUUCAUAUACUAACUAGACUUAAAUAACCUUUAGAGUUAGACUCAUAUGCCCAUGCCAGCAAAAAUAGCUUGCUCAAUUAAAAGACUUUAAUUUAGUCUCUGUAAUCAAGAAAGCCAGUAGGCAAGUAAGAAGGUCUCACACGAUCACUUAAGUAGUCUGAUACUAUAUCCACACUACUUGAAAACACACACACCCCACUAAUUUUAUUAGGCUUUGUAUUGGUCAGCUCAACUUAUGAAUUAAGAAUUUAAUAUUUCCAUGGGACAGAGUUCCCUGAAUACUAAGUUGCCCAUAAAUAUAUUUUGUAGUAGUAGCAGCAGCAAUUGGUUCAGGCACCAAAAUACUUCACACUUGUGUCAUUGCUCCCAAAUGUUGGGAUAAUUCACCUAGAUGAUUUCUCCCUAACAAAUGAUUGCACCCUGUUUUCUUAAACAAAAUCCCAGGUUGUGAGCCUAGUCAGUUAAUAAUUUUGAAGUUGCAGGGGAAAUAGCUUUAGACUCCAACUCCACUGACACACUUUCACACCUUAAAGCUUACUAGGCGUUGUAGCUUCUUGAGAUAACAUAGAGAAUGUUAGAGAUACCAGUAUGCCCAUGCAGAUAGCAGGCCUACUAUUGUAACAGGCUGGCUUGUGCAGGCAGGAGACAACUGCGGGUAGAACGGUUGCAAGGUAUGGCGGGGCCAUUUAAUUUGUGGACUAUUGCUGUUUUGGGUGCUAGAGUUUGAUAAAUGAAUUGGUUUCACACAGGUUUGCUUUCCAACUAUAGGUCCUAAGGUGCUUGGAAUGAUUUUGGUCUCCAGUUUGAAGUUUUAUAAUGACAAAAGCAUUUGAUAGCCUUGAUGUAAAUAUUGUUUGUACAAAAUGGUUAAAAUAAUUAAUAAGUUAAUAUAGAAUAAUAGCAAAACUUGAUCCGUAAUUCCUCCCAUUGUGUGUUCAGCUGUAUGGCAAAUGUCUUUUGUUGUAUUCAGUGUAUAGAAAUAAAACGGCUGAAGUGAACCAUUUCUUUAUUUAUUCCUUUAUGCAUUUUACAUAUCUUAGUACAUCAAUUAUCAUUGUUUAUCUUACACUCUUUGACUUCUAUACACUUCCCUCCAUGGGGUCUUAUUUAAUCCUUGUUGAGCUGCGUCUACUUAAUUACCAAAAGUGAACCAUUCCUGUGUAGUUGCUGUUAAACUGUAAAAAAAAAAAAAAAGCAUAUUUGGGAGCCCAAAAUACUACUUUGUGUAUCUGUUAAUUUGCUAGUGCAGCAUGGUAGUUAAAAGCCCUGUUCAAAAGGAUUGUGUCCAUCCUGUUUUCUGGGUACUUCACUCAAAAGAUCCAGUCCAUAUCCAGUUCUUUCUUACAUUUUCUUGCAUGUAACCCAGAGUAUGUGUUCUUAUAACCACAAUGCAAGGAAGCAUAAUUAAAAUUUAUUUAUAGA